AGUAUAAAUAAUCUGUGGUGUAGGCAUUGAACUCUACCAAGCAGAAGUCUGUCGCUCUCAGGCUUAAGCCUUAAGUCCAUCUAGUGGUUUCAUUUAAUUCUUCAAUCAUGUUGAAGUUGGUGGUCGUUGCACUGCUAGCUAGCCUCGUGGCAACAAUUUCAGCUGAAAAACACUGGGCCCUUCUUGUCGCUGGUUCGAAUGGCUUUUAUAACUACAGACACCAGGCAGACAUAUGCCAUGCAUUUCAUGUCCUCCGAAAUCAUGGUAUUCCUGAGGAGAACAUUAUUGUCAUGAUGUAUGACGACAUUGCCUACAGUAUGAGCAACCCAGUGAAAGGUGAAAUAAUAAAUCAUCCAAAUGGCCCGAAUGUCUACAAGGGUGUUCCUAUACAUUACUCUAGAGAAGAAGUAACACCAGAAGUUUUUCUAAAAGUAUUGACUGGAGAUGCUGAGGGAAUUAAAAAACUUUUGGGCAGAGAAGGAAAAGUUAUCACUAGUGGAGCAGAUGACAGGAUCUUUGUCAACUUUGCUGACCACGGUGCUCCUGGUAUUUUGGCUUUUCCUCAAACCUAUUUACAUGCUGAAGAUCUUCACACAGCUAUCAAGACCAUGCACGCCAACAAACGUUACAAACAGAUGGUGAUGUACAUUGAGGCUUGUGAGUCUGGCUCCAUGUUCUACAACCUUUUGGAAUCUGAUAUCAAUGUUUUUGUGACAACAGCUGCCAACCCUGAUGAAUCUUCCUACGCCUGCUACUAUGAUGAGAGAAGACAAACUUACCUCGGAGAUGUGUACAGUGUCUUCUGGAUGGAAGAUUCAGAUGUUGAGGACCUGUCUCAAGAAACCCUGCAAAGCCAGUUCAAGUUGGUGAAGAAGGAAACCAACACAAGUCAUGUGAUGGAGUAUGGAGAUUUGAAAAUGGGCAACUUGAAAUUGGCAGACUUUCAAGGCAAUCUGACCUCCAGGACAUUCAAUUUUGGCAGAGGUUUGCCAUAUCACCCCACAGUGGAUGCUGUACCCUCAGAGGAUGUGAAGAUGGAAAUCCUUAAAAGAAAAAUUAGAUCAGACAGCAGCAACCAAGAAACUCUGAAAGCUUAUGAAUCCUUGAUAAAGCUGAAACAGGAGAGUGAAGACUACUUCAAGAAGGUUGUUGAACUUGUGACCCCCUUCCCCCUGUACGAGAUAUACCUGCACGCCCCACUCCAGUUCACAGACUUCAAAUGUUACAGGGAGAGUCUGAGGCUUAUUUCAGACAUGUGCCCUGGUCUGAGUCUUGUACAGAAUGACUAUGCACUGAGGAAACUGCGUGUGAUUGCCAACAUGUGCGAGGCUGACAUCCCUCACCAAAAAAUCUGGUCAGCCAUUGGUAGAGCCUCGUACGACUCCAGCAUCUGCAAGACAACUUCGUAAAGUGAAUUCCAUCACUUAGGUGUCAUCUUAACGAUCUUUAAUGAAAUCAUUUAGGUGUCAUCUUAACAAGCUUUAAUGAAAUCAUUUAGGUGUCAUCUUAAUAAUUUUUAAUGAAAUAAUUAAGGUUAUAUCUUAAUGAUCUGUAAUGAAAUAACUUAGGUUGUAUCUUAAUAAUCUUUAAUGAAAUCGUUUAGGUUACAUUUUAAUGAUUUUUAAAUAAAACCAUUUUGGUGACAUCUGAGUGAUUUUGAACCAGUCAUCUUAGUGACUUCUUCAAGUUUUCUUUACCAGUCACCUAAGAUUUGUACAGUAAAUUUUAAUUUUUUGCAUGCUCACUGCGACAUUUUUUGUUUUCAUAUUUGACUUGUGAUAAUGUUGGAAGUAUAUGGGAACGAAUUGUUGUAUGAAUGGAUGGUACUAAAUUAUUACCAUAAAACCAACUGAACUGCAAAUGUUCAUUUUAACACUGUCUUUCAGGUCGAAACCAUCAUAAUGUAUUGUUAUAAAAAGUACUUUCCGAUAAAACUGAGACCAAGAGAAACAUUGAUCCCAGUUAAAUAUUUUUAUAGGUUUAAACUUGCCAUAACAGCAAGCUAAACUUGCCGUAACUGCAAGCAAAACUUACCAUAACCCCAAGCUUGCGGUAACUGCAGGUUACCGUGACUACAAUAAAACCAACAUUUGCCUUGGUCGUUUCUCUAGUUUCAUGUUAAACAGGCCUGUACCUAAUUUCUGUACAUAUUGUCAAGUCUUUCUUACAUGUUUUUUGUUAUAUUGUCCACCUAUUGUUUCAAGGAAUCAAAAAUAUUUCUCACCAAUUUUUACUUAUCAGAAAGAUUAUACAUUCAGCAGGUUAAUUUAGUAUUUUGUAUACAGCAGCUUUCAAGCUUCAUAAAAUAAUUUUUUUCUGUUUGCUUGAUAAAAUCUGAACAUAUUUUAGUGGCUAUUUUAUCUAUUUUUUGCAAUUGAUACUCCACAUUUCAUGAUUUAACAGUUUCAGGGUUUUAGAAAUCUCAUUUUAUUUUUAGUUUAGGUAGAAAUUUGCUUUUGUAAAAUUAUUCUGAUUUUUAAUGUUACAAGGAUUUAUAUACACACUGUGCUUAAAACUGCAUACAUUUCAUGUAUAGCACGUGUGUUAAUAAGGUAAUUAUAGAAAGGUAAAAUGAUAAUCAAAAUGCAUUCCUUUGUACAAUGUUCUAAUUUCAGUUCAUGUCAAACGCUUGUCAAUUUUUAAAAAUUAAACUUCUUUUUGAAUAAAAGUAAUUGGGACUU
Molecule: messenger RNA, 2681 nt
Organism: Physella acuta
Lineage: Eukaryota; Metazoa; Mollusca; Gastropoda; Physidae
Product: legumain-like
Biological process (GO): vacuolar protein processing
Molecular function (GO): cysteine-type endopeptidase activity
Source: RefSeq, a predicted model, not a curated record